AUGUUAAAAAUACUAGGAAGCCCUACUUAUAGUGUCAGAAAAAUAUCAGCAAUCGUUUCAAUAUCGGGUUUUGUGAUGGGAAUGGAUAUCUCUUCUUUGGCUCUGUUCAUUGGCACAGAAGGUUUCGAAACAAUUUUUGAAAAACCGAAUCCAAUUGAGCAAGGACUUUUAGUUGGUGCCAGUCCCCUGGGAGGAUUGGUCGGAUGUCUAUUGUAUGGCAUUCUUGUCCGAAGGAUCGAUAGAGUGACGCUAUUUCGAUUAGGUGCUAUGAUAUGGAUCAAAGGUUCGAUAUUGAAUGUUUUAGCUUUCAAUAUUUGGAUAUUAGCUGUUUCUCGUUGGAUCAAAGGGCUCGCGGCAGGACUGUUUUCGAUUCUACUAGCUGCAUAUAUUGGUGAAGUGGUGCCAAAAGAGAAAAAAGGAAAAUCAAUGGCAUUUGUACAGUUGUCAUUUGCAUCAUCAAUUUUAGUUAUUUAUUACGUGAGUGUUAGCUUGAAUUAUUUCCAGAUGCAAUUAGCCGCUAGGCUGACCUGGUCACUUGAAAUGAUUCCCGCUGUGCUCCUACUAGUUUCAACGAUAUGGUUACCAGAAUCGCCAGAGUGGCUAAUUUUGCAUGGUCAAUAUGAUAAGGCAGAGGAGAUACAAAAUAACCUAGCCCUUCAGUACAAUAAAGAGAACAAAAACUGUUCCGCUAAACUAUUGAAUAAAUUAGAUUUGGCUCUCAUUUAUGAGGAAUGCUCAUCAGAAUUUAAGUUCAGAGACUUCAUUAAAGAGAACUGCUGCAGACAAACUAUUAUGGGAUCGGUUUUACAACUUUUAGUGCAAUUUAGUGGAAUCAACAUUUUGAUGUACUACAUUACCUUCAUUUGUGACAUGAUCGGAUUAGAAGGAUCAGCUAGGAUUGCGUCUGCAUCGAUUCCGUAUGUCAUUAACUGUUUUUUAAGCCUCCUACCUAUUACUUUUCUUGACCAUGUUAGAAGAAAAGACAUUACACUGGCUGGGAGUUUCCCCCUGGGCAUUCUUAUGAUUACAAUUGGUACCCUAAUGGCAGUAUACGGGCAUCAAGUUGAGCCCAUAAAUGGUAACAAAUCGUUAAUUUGGGCGGUAGACAGAAACACCGGACCACUAAUACUGGGCCUGUGCUAUCUGUUCAUAGCCAUCUUUUCCGUGACACUGUCCUGUGGACCGUGGAUAUACACAAAUGAAAUACUGCCACCAAGGUCAAAGGCGAAGGCGUUGCCAAUCUGCAUGUCUGCUGGAUGGCUGGCCAAUUUCUCGCUGACGCUGCUAGCGCCUACGAUGAUGGUGUCUUUGAAGUGGGGCACCUUCAUAUUGCUUGGAGCAGUCACUCUGCUGAUCAGCAUAGCAAUUCUAGUUCUGUUUCCUGAAACGAAGUAUCUAUCAAGAACUGAGAUCGAUUUACUUUACGCCAAAAACAAAGUGUCGAAGGCCACAAAGCCAGAGCGACCAAAAGACCAAUCCAGCAUUUCGUCUUCUGAUCCAGAAAGCCCCGACACCUCCCAGCAUCUCACCCCCAUCGUAAUUGAAGACCAGAGGACAUAA
Zygotorulaspora mrakii is the source of this 1560-nucleotide messenger RNA. RefSeq lists its product as uncharacterized. The record is from RefSeq and is a predicted model, not a curated record. Gene Ontology annotation, molecular function: carbohydrate:proton symporter activity. Gene Ontology annotation, cellular component: membrane. Gene Ontology annotation, biological process: transmembrane transport; carbohydrate transport. NCBI's taxonomy places the organism in Eukaryota, Fungi, Ascomycota, Saccharomycetes, Saccharomycetales, Saccharomycetaceae. The transcript has a single exon. Bases 1 to 1560 code for a protein of 519 amino acids.